Messenger RNA from Dothidotthia symphoricarpi CBS 119687, 1168 nucleotides. RefSeq lists its product as uncharacterized. Gene Ontology annotation, biological process: lipid homeostasis; mitochondrion organization. Lineage: Eukaryota; Fungi; Ascomycota; Dothideomycetes; Pleosporales; Dothidotthiaceae. Bases 21 to 1121 code for a protein of 366 amino acids. The transcript is spliced from 2 exons. The record is from RefSeq and is a predicted model, not a curated record. Gene Ontology annotation, cellular component: mitochondrial outer membrane.
AGCCCGGCACCUGCUCCAACAUGGCACCCAAAAAAGGAGGAUGGACGCGCAAGAAGUCGGAGAAGCCGUCGAGGAGAGACGACGCCUCGGGUGGUGAGGGUGCCUCGACCGUCAGCGAGGGCGGCACCCGAUACGCGGCGGGGAGCAGCGCUGAAGAGGGCGUCAUGGGCCUCACCCAGGUCGACCCGUCGCCGUUUGAAGACACCCCGUCCGACUACAAGGGCAGAGGCUACUUCCCCGACACCGACCGCAAGGGCAAGGACCGCGAGAGGGAGCGCCGGAGCAGACACAGCAGCGACGACAGAGAGAAGGGCCGCUCGAGCAAGCGGACAAGCGGCCUGGGUCUGAGGCUGGGCGACCACGGCACCGUGUGGUGGUUGACUCGCAUCCAAAAAUACUCGUCCUACGCCUUCACCGCCUUCGUCGGCCUGCACGUCGCAAACACAUCGCUCAUCCCCCUCGCCACGCGCUCCGCCCUCGAAUCAAACCGCUACCUCCUCCUAACCCGCCCCUACUACCAGUCCGCCUACGCCGAGCCACUCGUCAUCGGCCUCCCCCUCGUCGCCCACAUAACCUCCGGCAUCGCCCUACGCCUCUACCGCCGCCGCGAAGCCCUGCGCAAGUACGGCGCCGAGACACGCACCGACAAGCGCCGCAUUCCCUGGCCAUCCGUAAGCGGCACCUCAGCACUGGGUUACGCCUUAGUCCCGCUCGCCGCCUUCCACGCCUGGACCACGCGCCUCCUCCCGCUCUACCAGCACGGCGACUCGUCCCUCAUCAAUCUGAGCUACAUCAGCCACGCCUCCGCUAUCCACCCUUACAUCUCCUUCACUGGCUUCUCCGCACUCGUCGGCAUCGGCGCAUGGCAUUUCGUCUGGGGGGCGGCGAAGUGGAUGGGCUUCUCCCCCGCGCAGGUCAGGUCCUCGGAUCCUCAGAAAUACCUCAUUCGUAAGCGCAGGUGGUACGGUAUUAACUUUGUCUCUGCGCUUGUGGCGGGGCUGUGGUUGGCGGGCGGACUUGGCAUUGUGGGCAGGCAGGGUAAGGUGCAGGGAUGGGUUGGUAAGGAGUAUGAUGGUCUGCUGGGGUCGAUCAAGUCGAUUGGGACGAGGUGGAUGAAGUGAAUGUGAUGUGAUAUGAAUCUGAAUGAGAAUGAGAAUGAACAAAUAGG